UGCAAGAGUGGAGAGCGGCAGCAUGAAGUCCACUUUCCAGCUUCUUGCACUUGUUCUGUCUCACUGACCCACUGGAGUCAUUGCAGCCAUGGGGAGAACACUGACAUCUUUUUACCUCCUUCCUUUCUUCAUUUUCACUGACGUAUCUGGUUUAAAGAUCCGAAACAAGCUGCUGGGCACAUGCCUUCAAGUACAGGAUGGUUCCCCUGGAGGGAGAGUGUCCCUGGGACAAUGCGACUCACAUUCAGUCUUACAAGAAUGGCUGUGGCUGUGGCUACCUGGCAGCCAGGCUCUCACCAACCAAUACUCGGGAGAGUGUCUGACUGCGCCUGGGGAGCAGUUUGAGGGUGUCCACCUGCAACCCUGCCAUAUUCUAAAUGAAGAGGGUGCUGGCCACUUAGCACAAGCAUCAGAGGUGGACAGUGAUGCAGGCAGCCAGCAUUGGUCUUGUUCCAGGAAAGGUCACCUGACUUUGGUCGGGAAGGGGCUGCACCUUAGUGCUACACAAGAAUCCAGUUUGGUCUUCCUAUCGCGGGAACAUAAACAGCAGGGCAGCAGGUGGAGGACGCUGGACAACCAGACACUCUGUGUUGGCAGGGACACCAAACACCUUCAGCAUCACCACCACCACCAAAACCACCAACCGCACGACCCUUUGGUUGAAGAUACAUUUAGUGUUGGAGUCACAGAAGAAUUUCCAGUGAAAGAUGUGUUUGAUGUUUUUUCCCAAAGCACAAAGCCCCCUGAGGAUCCUACUAUGGUUUUCUUCACCAUGGACUAUGGCAUGGCCUGGAAAAUAACCAUGUUGGUUUUAAGCUCUUUGGCUCUUGUCCUUGGAAUGAUCAUUCUUAUUUUCAAUGUUUACUCCAACAGAAGGAAGAAGGUGGUGUGCGUUUUGAAGUCGUACACUCCGAGGCCAGAGGCGGGCAUUCCGGGGUCCCCGGUGCCCUGUGAGAGAGCCCCGCUAAUGGAGCAUGCCAUGCGCCACCCGCUCGCCUCCCCUACUAUGCAGCGAGGAGAAAUCCUGAUUGAAUGGAAAGAUGGCACCGUGACUCCACUGUAUGAGGUCUAAAGGUUGUAGUUUUAGUACACACUAUACUGUAUUUUAUGUAAGGAAACAAAGCUAAGACUGGAGUUUUAUUAUGUUUUUGUCUAUAUUUGAGGCGAGUGGAAUUGUGUUCGGAAAGUCGCCCACUGCUUCUACAAGCUAAUGGUUUAAGUGCAGCCACCACAGUAGAAAACAGUAACAUCACAUUGGGCCCCACCAAUUGGAUGCCACAAAGUAAGGAAUGUUUUACUUUUCUAGGGCCCCUGUCAGUCGUGGGACCUUUGAAUCGUCAUCUCCUUUUCCCCUUCACAGCGUUUACUUUUUUUGGGGUGUGGUCGAAUGCAGGACGAGAUGUUCAGCUGAUUGCUGGAGCAAAAUAGUUGUCGUUUUAAUGAAUUCUAACCUGCGUUUAGCGAAUGAAAGUGACUUUUUUCUCAAACUUAGCAAUCCAACUGUAGUCACUAGUUACCCACUGUAUAAAGGUAGAAUCAUGUAAUACUUACCUCAAUUACUAUUGCAAGUUCACUGUGUUGUGGUGAGUAGUGUACAGUAUUAAAGUCAUUUUGGUGGCAAAGGCAAAUCCAGUCACAGAGUCCUCGACAUCUGCCUACUGCAAAGAUUUUGAAUAUUAAUGUUUAACAUCAACUAAAAUGUGUGAAUCUGAGAAAAUUCUCCUUUAGUCCAUUGCAUGAGAAGGGAAAGGGAACACGAUAUGAUUAUGAUAGAUUAAGCAUUUUGAUAUGUUUUAAGAGUGUGAGUUAAGAUUAAAACAAGCUUUAAAUAAUGUUGCUUGCAUUAGCCUAAUGGUAUGUCCGCUCCUGGUUGUGGUGCUUGAAAACGUUUUCUCCACUUUAUCUAAUAAAAAGUACUGUAGUUCAGUUUUACAUUUAGUUUGCAUGUUAUCAGUUUUAUAGCUUA
Messenger RNA from Phycodurus eques (leafy seadragon), 1966 nucleotides. RefSeq lists its product as uncharacterized. The transcript has 6 exons. The coding region runs from base 89 to 1072 and encodes 327 amino acids. The record is from RefSeq and is a predicted model, not a curated record. Lineage: Eukaryota; Metazoa; Chordata; Actinopteri; Syngnathiformes; Syngnathidae.